Messenger RNA from Trichomycterus rosablanca, 2068 nucleotides. RefSeq names its product hypoxia inducible factor 1 subunit alpha inhibitor (gene hif1an). Lineage: Eukaryota; Metazoa; Chordata; Actinopteri; Siluriformes; Trichomycteridae. Gene Ontology annotation, cellular component: cytoplasm; nucleus. The coding region runs from base 161 to 1225 and encodes 354 amino acids. Gene Ontology annotation, biological process: negative regulation of Notch signaling pathway. Gene Ontology annotation, molecular function: ankyrin repeat binding; [protein]-asparagine 3-dioxygenase activity; peptidyl-histidine dioxygenase activity. The transcript has 8 exons. The record is from RefSeq and is a predicted model, not a curated record.
CUUCACUGAGCGCUACAGAGCUACAGAGCUAGUUCUGUCAUCUGGGUUACUUGCAGCUCUGUAGCGUUUAGUUUAUACAGACGUGUGUAUUUACCUCAAACCAAGAAAACUAAAGGAGUCUGGCUGCGAGGACAAUCAUUUAAUAGAGGAGACGGGUGAAAUGGCCACGGUAACGGUGGCUGAAACUGAACCGACACCUUCCGACGGUGCUAACGCUUUCACUGAGCCUCACGCUUCGGGCUGGACUGAGUCUCAGCUCCGAAAGUACUCUUUCCAAACCAGACAGAUACCUCGACUGUCCCAUACAGACCCCCGAGCUGAGCUGCUUAUCAACAACGAGGAACCUGUGGUGUUAACAGAUACCAACUUAGUAUACCCAGCACUCAAGUGGGACAUAAAUUACUUGCAAGAGAACAUUGGGAAUGGGGACUUUUCAGUGUAUGUUGCAGGAAAUCACAAGUUUUUAUAUUAUGAUGAAAAGAAAAUGUCAAACUUUGAGAACUUUGUGCCAAAGUCACGACGAAUAGAGAUGAAGUUUUCAGAGUUUGUUGAGAAGAUGCGCCAAACAGAACAGUCAGAUGGAAGAGAAAGGGUGUACCUGCAGCAAACCCUGAAUGACACAGUUGGACGAAAAAUUGUUGUGGAUUUUCUGGGCUUCAACUGGAACUGGAUCAACAAACAGCAAACCAAACGAAAUUGGGGACAGUUAACAUCAAACCUGCUACUUAUAGGCAUGGAAGGCAAUGUGACACCAGCACAUUAUGAUGAGCAGCAGAAUUUCUUUGCACAGAUCAAAGGUUACAAACGGUGUAUCCUCUUUCCUCCUGAUCAGUUUGAGUGUCUCUACCCCUACCCUGUUCAUCAUCCAUGUGACAGGCAAAGCCAGGUUGAUUUUGAAAAUCCAGAUUUUGAAAAGUUUCCAAAAUUUAAAAAUGUCGUUGGAUACGAGGCUGUUGUCGGACCAGGUGAUGUGCUGUACAUCCCAAUGUACUGGUGGCAUCACAUUGAGUCCCUGUUAAAUGGAGGAACAACAAUCACAGUCAACUUCUGGUACAAGGGUGCACCCACUCCAAAGAGGAUAGAGUAUCCACUGAAAGCUCAUCAGAAGGUGGCCAUUAUGAGAAACAUUGAAAAGAUGUUAGGAGAGGCCUUGGGGGACCCACAUGAGGUUGGUCCAUUGCUGAACAUGAUGAUCAAGGGCCGAUAUGAACAAGGUCCGAGUUAAUCAACCGUUUACCUUCAAUGCGUAUUGGAUAGUACUGAACUGUUUGAAUGGAAAUGUGUGCUUGUCUUUACAUUCAGACUUGAAUUAACAGUGCAUGGCAGUGUUUUGGCUGCUUGUAUUUAAUUUUGCUUUGAAUACUUCAAACAAUUGUCUUAUAAGUUUUAAAUGUGUUCAAGGAAGGUACCACUAACAAGAAUAUAAAGUAUUCAGUUCAUCUGUUCAGUGAUGAAUUAGCUGUGUGUGUCCAUAUGAGGGACAAUAAACAUUCAUAGCACAUGUACAUCUAUCUAAACACCUGUUUCAUUGUGUGUUGCAUGUUGGGCCAAUAGUGUAGAGUUUCCUUAGCCAAGAUGACGGCCGUUGAGAGUGCUUCCAUAAAGCCUAAUUAGUAUUGCUCAUGAAAUGAGAUUUUUUAUUGUAUACUGUGCUUUUUGCAUACAAGUUUUAACAAAACUUUGGAAAUCAGUGCAGUUUUCUACUUUUACCCCCAAUGUUGACUUGAAAAGUGUGUACAGUAAUAAGGAGUGGUGAUUAGCAACUAUUGUAUUACCCACAAAAGAAAUGGGAAUGAUAUAGUUAAACUUUUAAAUGAAGUAAAAAAAAAUGCAGUUUUUACUUUAUUUUAUGUUUAUCUUGUCUAAAUCUUCUUCAUCUUGUCAUAUGUUUAAAUGUGUAACCUGUAUAAUUGCUUCAUUGUAACCCUAUUGUACAUAUGGUGAAAUGGUCAGGAUGCUAAUCGGGAUGCUGGUUCCAAGUUGGGCCAAACAUUUAAUUUACAGCAUUUACAAUGACAUUAACUCAUUCUGUCUGACAUCAAUAAAGGUAUUUUUAGAAGAGGCUAAA